AACAGUAAAGAUGUUUUUUAAUGUUAAAAAAUGAGCUACAAGGGAGGGGGUGGAGAAACAACCAGAUGGACCAUUGAUAAUUCAUAUCAUUCGCAAACCAAACAACCGAUUUUCCUCACUCUAUGUUGACCUGAAACUUCACCUUUUUAUUAACGACUGGCUAUCAUAUAGCGACAGGUUUUAAGACACUGGCAAAGAACAGCAGAAAGGGGUACAAAAAAUGGGCUCGAAAAACAGACUCGAAUCAGAUUCACCCACUAUACUCGGAUCAGAUUUGGUUAUAUACAUAAUAUAUCAACAAUAAUAUAGAUAAAAGAUUCAAAAAAAAUGUAUCCACAAUAAUAAUAUUUUUAAAUAUUUGAGUUUUUAUGAAUAUAUAUAUUUUUAUAUACAUAUUCAUUCAAUGAAGUUAUAAACCUACCAAACUGCAAUGGGAGUUUAACAGAAUCAACUUCGAACAGAACUCAAUGGAAUAGUCUUAACUUGUCUAACCAAUGGUAGGAUGAAGUUAUAAUGAAGGGUAAAACUGUCCGAACAAAGGGCAGCCACGGAACAAAAGUUAUUGGGUUCGUUCUGACAACGUUAACUCGGAAUCAGAAACACACUCUCGGGUUUUUUCUUUUCUUCCUUGCGCUUCCUUCUUUUCUUUAGGUUCGUCUUGUUUGUCCUCCAACGCUGAAUUUGAUAUCAAUAAAAUUGGGGUCUUUUGCUCUCGGUGAAGAUUUCCCAAAAAUUGCUUCGACCCAGAAUGCAUAGAACGGAUAUCUGACAAGCUUUUCUGUUUUUUUUUUGCUGUCUUCUCAGGCGCCCUCAGUCUUGCGGAGCAGAGCCAGAAAAGGGUACUGUGUUUCUUUCUUUAUGUAAUGUAUACAUGCAAGAUAGGCAUUAAAUUGUGUUAUUUAGUUGGAUCAGAAUGGAUCAGCAAGGGCAUAGCCAGCCCGCAUCUAUGGGAGUUGUUGGUAGUGGAGACCAAUUGCCAUAUGCCACAAACCCAUAUCAGACAAACCAAAUGACUGGAGCACUGAGUCAUGGAUCUGUUGUUACUUCAGUUGGAGCUAUUCAAUCUACAAGUCAGCCUGCUGGAGCUCAGCUCCCACAACACCAGCUUGCUUAUCAGCACAUCCACCAGCAACAACAGCAACUUCAACAACAACUCCAAUCUUUUUGGGCAAAUCAGUACCAAGAAAUUGAGAAGGUAACGGAUUUCAAGAACCAUAGCCUUCCCCUAGCAAGGAUCAAGAAGAUUAUGAAGGCCGAUGAGGAUGUAAGAAUGAUAUCAGCUGAGGCUCCAGUAAUAUUUGCCAGAGCAUGUGAAAUGUUUAUAUUGGAGUUGACCUUGCGAUCUUGGAAUCACACGGAAGAGAACAAAAGGAGGACACUUCAAAAGAAUGACAUCGCAGCAGCAAUCACAAGGACUGAUAUCUUUGAUUUCUUAGUUGACAUUGUGCCAAGGGAGGAUCUGAAAGAUGAAGUACUGGCAUCGAUCCCAAGAGGAACAAUUCCUGUUGGGGGGCAUGCUGAUGCUCUCCCUUAUUGUUAUAUGCCACCUCAUCAUGCACCACAGGUUGGGACCCCUGGGAUGAUCAUGGGGAAGCCUGUGAUGGACCCUGCUAUGUAUGCUCAACAGUCGCAUCCCUACAUGGUUCCACAGAUGUGGCCACAGGCAUCAGAACAACAGCAAUCGCCCUCAGAUCAUUAGUAGCUGUAGCGUGGAAGUUGAGAAGCGCAAGUUCUCCUUUUUAUUUUUGCUGAGUUGCGUUUGAAAAUUGAAAUAGGGAAGAGGUGUUGUAGUUGCUCAAUGUCUGUAUCCUGUUUUAGAAAUUUUCUGGUGAAAAACUAGGAUGUUGAUGAUGUAGAUAACCAAAUUUAUGGUUUUUAAUCUUAUCAUUACAUGGUAGAUAUGCCAUUUUCAUUGAUUUA
Molecule: messenger RNA, 1920 nt
Organism: Carya illinoinensis
Lineage: Eukaryota; Viridiplantae; Streptophyta; Magnoliopsida; Fagales; Juglandaceae
Product: nuclear transcription factor Y subunit C-3-like
Exons: 2
Coding region: 914-1699 (261 amino acids)
Biological process (GO): regulation of DNA-templated transcription
Cellular component (GO): nucleus
Molecular function (GO): protein heterodimerization activity; DNA-binding transcription activator activity, RNA polymerase II-specific; DNA binding
Source: RefSeq, a predicted model, not a curated record